AUGAAGUUCUCUAUUACCCUCUUGGCUGUCCUUGCUACAUUCGCCAUGGCGAGCCCAAAGGUGGUUGGUGAGAUGGAAGUCCGACAAUUUGAUUGUUCGACUUGUGGUUGUUCGUCUAGCGAUGCUUGCACUUUCGACGUAAGUCUACACCUUGUUCUAGGCGUCAGUAACUGCUGGCAGGAUACUAACAUGGAUAAAUGUAACAGUGCUGCCAAUAAACGCACGAUACGCACGAUACGAGAUUAUAGAGAUGGCUUGAAGGGCAGAGGCAGCUUCUCGUCGUUGUAUGGAGUUCUCGAUCAGAGUUUAAGCUCGGCCGACGAGAAGCGGGUUCCUAUCGUUAUCGAUUAG
Messenger RNA from Mollisia scopiformis, 351 nucleotides. RefSeq lists its product as uncharacterized. NCBI's taxonomy places the organism in Eukaryota, Fungi, Ascomycota, Leotiomycetes, Helotiales, Mollisiaceae. The record is from RefSeq and is a predicted model, not a curated record. The transcript is spliced from 3 exons. The coding region runs from base 1 to 351 and encodes 116 amino acids.